This is a messenger RNA of Pseudoliparis swirei, 521 nucleotides long. RefSeq names its product ribosomal protein, large, P1 (gene rplp1). Gene Ontology annotation, cellular component: ribosome; cytosolic large ribosomal subunit. Gene Ontology annotation, biological process: translational elongation; cytoplasmic translation. The coding region runs from base 132 to 473 and encodes 113 amino acids. The record is from RefSeq and is a predicted model, not a curated record. NCBI's taxonomy places the organism in Eukaryota, Metazoa, Chordata, Actinopteri, Perciformes, Liparidae. Gene Ontology annotation, molecular function: structural constituent of ribosome; protein kinase activator activity; ribonucleoprotein complex binding. The transcript has 4 exons.
CUUUUCCACGACAGGAAACUAGCGUGCCUGAGGUGCUCGGUUCUUCACCAGAAGCUAAGGCCCGCAAUCCGGCGACUAGCACCGUCAGAUUUAGGCAUCCACCGCAACGAAUAUAACAUCCAACAUCUAAAAUGGCCUCCGUAUCAGAACUUGCCUGCAUUUACUCCGCUUUGAUCCUCCACGACGACGAAGUUACCGUCACCGAGGACAAGCUGAAUGCUCUGAUCAAGGCUGCUGGAGUCACCGUGGAGCCCUUUUGGCCAAGUCUCUUUGCCAAGGCUCUGUCCAGCGUUGACAUCGGCAGCCUGAUCUGCAACGUUGGUGCUGGAGGUGGAGCACCAGCAGGAGGAGCCCCUGCUGCAGGAGCACCAGCUGCUGCCGCUGCAGCCCCAGCCAAGGAGGAGGAGAAAGAGGAAAAGAAAGAAGAGUCUGAGGGGUCCGAUGAUGACAUGGGCUUCGGUCUUUUUGACUAAAAAGAUGGUUUUGUAAGAAACGCACAAUAAAAGUCAGCAAAAAAACUG